UCCUACAUAUAUAAAAUUAGUUGAGAACUACCUCCACUCCCUGAAAAUCCAGUCCAACGGUAUGUCGACAUACCUUGUUCCCGAUCAAAAUACAUGCCACCAACCCACCUCUAUUACUGGCGAAAACCAAAUCCCUACAGAAGAAGAACAAGCCUACAAGAAGCUCGAUGAAAAGCUCAAAGGCCUUCUUGCAACUCUCCCCAAAGACAAAGGCUGGAGAAGCGCAAACAUCUAUCUACACGAAGGUUUCUGGUUGAGUCCCCAAGUUAUCAAAGGCUUAUUAAUGAUCAACAACUACUUCCAUGCCCAAUCCACCGACAUCUUCCUUGCAGCUUUCAUGAAGUGUGGAACCACCUGGCUAAAGGCUCUCAUGUUCGCCACCGCCAACCGCCACCGUUACAGUUUUUCUGAUCAUCCCCUUCGUCGCAACGGGCCCCAGAGUGCUUUCCCUUUCCUUGACACACACAUUUUUCUUGAUUAUCCGAUAACUAAGUUUGAGCAUCUCCCUUCUCCUCGAAUGUUCGCCACACACUUUGCUCAUAGCUUGUUACCGACCUCAAUGUCAUCACCCUCCUCGACAUGCAAGUUUGUAUACGUGUGUAGGGAUCCAAAAGAUGCACUCAUUUCCAAGUGGCACUUCAUGAGCAAACUUAGAUCGAAAGAACUACCACCCCUUUCGUUCAAUGAAGCUUACGAGCUUUUCUGCAAUGGUGUCUCUGAGUACGGACCAUUUUGGGACCAUGUGUUGGGAUACUGGAAAGCUAGCCAGGAAUCACCUGAGAAGAUCUUGUUCUUGAAGUAUGAGGACAUGAAGAAAGAACCGUCGGUGGAGCUGAAGAAGUUGGCGGCGUUCAUGGGAAUGCCUUUUUCGGCGGAGGAGGAGAAGGGAGGGGUGGUGGGAGAGAUUGUGAAGCUUUGUAGCUUUGAGAAUUUGAGUAAUCUUGAGGUGAAUAAUGAAGGCGGCGGUGCUCAGAAGUUUACGGCGCAGGUGGUGGUGGAGAAUCGGGAUUUUUUCAGAAAAGGAAAGGUGGGAGAUUGGAAAAAUUAUUUGACAGAGGAGAUGAGAGAGCGGAUUGAUUCGAUCACUGAAACCAUGUUUAAGAAUUCGGGGUUAACACUGGGUCUUACAAAAGAAGCUUGAUCAUAUUGUAAAAGUUUGUCUUUACUUAUGGAUAAACUAUCAAUUUAAUCGUAAUGUAAAAGUUUGUCUUUAUUGAUGGAUAAACUAUCAAUUUAAUCAAAUAACCUAUUGCAUAAGUUUAUAAUUAUUUAAGUUUUAA
This is a messenger RNA of Lactuca sativa (garden lettuce), 1280 nucleotides long. Its product is annotated as cytosolic sulfotransferase 5. The record is from RefSeq and is a predicted model, not a curated record. Gene Ontology annotation, molecular function: sulfotransferase activity. NCBI's taxonomy places the organism in Eukaryota, Viridiplantae, Streptophyta, Magnoliopsida, Asterales, Asteraceae.